CAAAUGUCCAAUUUGUGUGGUGAGGGUUUCCCAAUCGUUGAUCCAAAACUUCAAUAAUUAUUACUUAUGUCUCUAUAUACAUUAUUGAGUGAGCAAUAAAAGAAUUGGAUCAAGGCAGAAUAAACAAAAAAAACCAGCAUUCAACAGUACAGUCUGCCGGCCGGAGAUCGAGAUGGGGGAUGAAGAGGAGUGUGAAGCGUCGGAAACCCAGGAAUCUGAGGACGGCGGCCUGCGGCGGAAGACGGUGGCGUUGAGGAAGAAGAAGGGCAAGAAGAGCAGCUGUAAGAGGUUCAGCAAUGAGCAAGUGAAGUCACUGGAGACCAUUUUCAGGCUGGAAACAAAGCUGGAGACGAAGAAGAAGCUGCAAGUGGCCAGAGAUUUGGGGCUGCAACCUCGUCAAGUGGCGAUAUGGUUUCAGAACAAACGGGCGAGGUGGAAAUCCAAGCAAGUUGAACAUGAUUUCAGAGUCCUCAAAGCCAAAUUCGACCACCUCAUUCUGCAGUUUGAUGUCCUUAAGAAAGAAAACGAGGCUUUGCAUAUGCAGUCAGAGAAAUUAAGAUGGGAGCUCGAGAGGAAUGGAGCAGGGCAUAGAAAAAGACAAGAUACACAAGGCGGGGAGAGGAGGUAUAUUGACUCGGACAACAAAAAUGAAGAUUUUGAGUAUCUGGUGUGCUUAAGUAGAGGAACAAGUCAUGAAUUUGCAGCAGAGGAUAUGAAUAACCAAAUGAAGGAGGAGGAGGAAGCGGAGUUCUUGAAUCUGGAGGAGCUAGGCGGCGGCGACCCUUUUGCCUCACCUGAUCAGUGGUGCAGUCGCAGUCGAAGCAGCUUAAACAGCCCUUUUGAUGACUCAUCGUGUGGGCGUGAGCCUUCGGAAUGGUGGGAGUUUUGAGCUUUUUAACACUACAAAAAAAUUACAGGAUUGACAUUGAUUUGACGUGGAUUUACCGAAAAUUUAGUGUCAAAUAACUCGUGUCAAACUGUUUUUGGCACGGAUUGGCAUGUCCCUGCCAAUUUUGGAAAAGCCCUGCCAAAAAUCAUUGUCAAUCUCUGUUUUUUUGUAGUGUAAGUUUAUUUGAUCAACUAGCUAGUACUCUAGUAGUCUAGCUAGAGCUGCUUCAAUCCUAGCAAGAGCUUCUGGAAAGUAAUAAGCUUAAUACACACAAACACACCAGUUAGGCCCUAUUCUAGCUCGCUGCCUUGAAUCCGAGUGUAUGUACCCACCCCCAUAGGUCAUAGCUUAGCAUGAUGUUCUCUUCAUUCCGUUUGAUCAGCUCAUUCUUGUUUUUUAGUUUUAGUUCAUAUAUGAAGAAAACGAUCUGUAGUUCUGUACUCACUGUACACGCCAUUUACCACUCUUAUUAUAUUUUGCCAGUAUCAUUAGCAUUAAUCAUCCUAAACAAAGCAAAAGUUGACUAUGAUGAAUGUUAAAAUACUGAAUAAAUG
Cuscuta epithymum is the source of this 1443-nucleotide messenger RNA. NCBI's taxonomy places the organism in Eukaryota, Viridiplantae, Streptophyta, Magnoliopsida, Solanales, Convolvulaceae. The record is from the annotation of a GenBank genome assembly.